This is a messenger RNA of Osmerus eperlanus (European smelt), 2124 nucleotides long. Its product is annotated as plexin-A2-like. The transcript has 6 exons. The record is from RefSeq and is a predicted model, not a curated record. Gene Ontology annotation, biological process: positive regulation of axonogenesis; semaphorin-plexin signaling pathway involved in axon guidance; negative regulation of cell adhesion. NCBI's taxonomy places the organism in Eukaryota, Metazoa, Chordata, Actinopteri, Osmeriformes, Osmeridae. The coding region runs from base 496 to 1929 and encodes 477 amino acids. Gene Ontology annotation, molecular function: semaphorin receptor activity; protein binding. Gene Ontology annotation, cellular component: plasma membrane; semaphorin receptor complex.
UUGUGUGGUUGGCAGCACCGGCGUUCAAAGAACUGCGGGGACUGCGAGCAAGACUUAUGUGACAACACGGGAAAACAACCAAUAACGAUAAUACUCACCUUCACUUUUUGACAACAUCGGUUUCUUUUGGUCAAAGCACAGGUAUGUUGCAGAUGACCAUCUUUGUCAACGCAAAGACUGUGAGAACGUAGCUCAGGACCAUCUAUUGAAUCAGCAGCGGUUCCCGUGUAAAUCAUUGUAGCCUACAGGGUUUCACAGCUGAUUUUGCGAGCAGUUGUAGGUAGCAUUGCUCAGCGUCUGGAAUCAACGCGCGGAUCCUGAAUUCAUUCCUCACAUCAUGACUGUCUUCUCCCAGUUGAAGGAUGACGUGAAGACCUCGCUCGGAGUGUGAACGUCUGGUCGAGUGACAUUCCCUGCUCAUCCCUCCCCGAUCGCUCCUCCCCCUCCUCCCUCCUCCUCCGCCUGGCGUCUGGUCCUCCCGGGAGCCCCGCGGGGAUGGGGGUGCGCUCGGAAAAAACACGGACUUCCCGCGGCCGCGGGCGGGCCGCGUCGCCGUGGUCGCUGACCUGCUUCCUGCUGACCCUGACCUCCUUCCUCCCGCCGACGGCCACCUCGCCACCGCUCAACAGCUUCCUGUCGGAGCGGGGGGAGUGGUCGCUGAACCACCUGACCGUGCACCAGAGCACGGGGGCGCUGUACGUGGGCGCCGUCAACCGCAUCUACAAGCUCUCUGCCAACCUCACCCUCCUGGUGUCUCACGACACGGGCCCCGAGUACGACAACAAGGCCUGCUACCCCCCUCUCAUCGUCCAGCCCUGCUCCGAGCCCCUGGCCUCCACGGACAACGUCAACAAGCUGCUGCUCAUCGACUACUCCCAGAACCGGCUGCUGGCGUGCGGUAGCCUGUACCAGGGCGUGUGCAAGCUGCUGAGGCUGGACGACCUGUUCAUCCUGGUGGAGCCCACGCACAAGAAGGAGCACUACCUCUCCAGCGACACCCAGACGGGCGCCAUGUACGGGGUGAUCGUGCCCUCCUCCCAGGGCCAGGACGGGACCCUGUUCAUCGGGACGGCCGUGGGGGGCAAGCAGGACUACUUCCCCACCAUCUCCAGCCGCAAGCUCCCCCGCGACCCCGAGUCGUCGGCCAUGCUGGACUACGAGCUGCACACGGACUUCGUGUCGUCGCUCGUCAAGAUCCCGUCCGACACGCUGGCGCUCGUGCCGCGCUUCGACAUCUACUACGUCUACGGCUUCUCCAGCGGCGCAUUCGUCUACUUCCUCGCCGUGCAGCCCGAGACGCCCGGCGACGGCACGGCCGGCGGGUCGGCGUCCCCGGGCGACCUGUUCUUCACCUCGCGCAUCGUGCGCCUCUGCAAGGGCGACCGGAAGUUCCACUCGUACGUGUCGCUUCCUGUGGGCUGCGUGCACCGGGGAGAGGAGUAUCGCCUGCUGCAGGCCGCUCACCUCUCCAAGGCCGGACGCGUCCUCGCCCGCUCCCUCAACGUCAGCGCCCACGACGACGUCCUGUUUGCCGUCUUCUCCAAGGGGCAGAAACAGUACCAUGACCCGCCGGACGACUCUGCCCUCUGUGUGUUCACCAUCCGUGACAUCAACGCACGCAUCAAGGAGCGCCUGCAGUCCUGUUACCAUGGCGAGGGCAACCUGGAGCUGCACUGGCUGCUGGGUAAAGACGUGCAGUGCACCAAGGCGCCCGUCCCCAUCGACGACCACUUCUGUGGGCUGGACAUCAACCAGCCGCUGGGCGGCUCCCAGCUGGUGUCCGGCCUGACCGUGUUCACCGAGACCAGGGACAGACUGACCUCGGUCUCCUCCUACACCUACAAUGGAUACAGCGUGGCCUUCCUGGGCACACGCAGUGGCCGACUGAAGAAGGUGAGGGUGGACGGCCCAGGGGGGUCUGCAGUAUGAGACAGUGAGCGUCAUGGCGGACGGCCGCCCCGUGCUGCGCGACAUGGCUUUCUCGCUCGACCGCGCCUCGCUCUACGUCAUGUCCGACCGCCAGGUGGUGCAGGUGCCGGUGGAGGCGUGUGAGCAGUACGGGUCGUGUGGAGAGUGCCUCAGCUCUGGAGACCCCCACUGUGGCUGGUGUGUCCUCCACAACAC